Daucus carota subsp. sativus is the source of this 1913-nucleotide messenger RNA. RefSeq lists its product as uncharacterized. Bases 174 to 1772 code for a protein of 532 amino acids. Lineage: Eukaryota; Viridiplantae; Streptophyta; Magnoliopsida; Apiales; Apiaceae. The record is from RefSeq and is a predicted model, not a curated record. The transcript is spliced from 6 exons.
AUCACUUUCAAUAAUUCAGGUUCAGCUCACUAGUACUAUAAUGUGUGUUUGUGUGUGAGAGGGACAUGUCUGUUUAUAUCAAAGCAUUGUAAUGUACUAUCACCUUUUUUUACUGUCAGAGGCAAAAAUAUAGAGCUGGGAUUAUUGCUGCUAUUCAUAUUGGAAGUUUGUACAUGGAUUAUGAGAGAAUCUACAAGAAACCUCUGCAUCACCACCAGCAGCAGCAGCAAGGAAGUGGAGGGGGAUUAUCUCCAGGGAAGUUGAGGAGUAUGUUGAUGGGAGUUGAGAAGAAGAGAAAACAAGGAAGGCCACAAGAAGGAGAAGAAGCAGAAGAGCAUGAUUCUACUUUUUCUUUGAGAUCUCAAGUUCUUGAGAUCCAUGACAAUGGUGAUUGUGGUUCUGAGAAUUUCAAAGAUGUAGAUGUUGUGUGUGUUCUUCCUCAGUGUUCUACUUCUAGUACAGCUGACUCAUUGGCUCUGGAAAUGGAUAGCGACCAUACAUUGAAGGAUCGACCUAUUUAUAGUUCAAGAGUUAAAUCACAAGAUGACAUCUCCUUAGAUUAUGACAGUGGCAUUGACAGUAUAACCACACCAUCAUCGGUGUUUGAGUUUCAAAAAGCAGAGAGAGGGCUGCAAAGAGUGGCUCUUGCGCCUUUCUCCAAACCAGCACCUUCAAAAUGGGAUGACGCCCAGAAAUGGAUAGCAAGCCCAACAUCCAACCGGACUAAGAACGGGCAGCCUCAUGGACAGGGUGGAGUUGGGUUGCGGAAAAAUAAUCAGUUCGGCUAUGGUAGCAGACAAACAUCGAUGAAAGUUGUUGUUGAAGUUCCGGACCUGACAUUAAUUCCUUAUGAAGAAUCAGAUACUAAGGUGAUGGAAAUGAGCCAGGAAAGCAAGGAAACUGGAGGACCGAAGCUUGUCACGUGGGAGAGUGAUACAUAUCAAAGUACUAAUUCGUACAACAACACAAUUGAAAAUUGUGUCAAAGGACCAGCAAUUAGUCUGAGCCAGCACGAUUCAUCUAUGUCCAUCCAUAGUGCAACAGCACUGGUUCCACCUCCUUCAACAGCCAGAUCAGUGUCAAUGAGAGACAUGGGUACAGAAAUGACUCCGAUGGCUAGCCAAGAGCCUUCAAGGACUGGAACUCCAGUAAGGGCAACAACACCUAUUCGUAGUCCAUCCUCUUCACAACCCUCAAGUCCAACAAGAGCUUCGUUAAGUCCAUAUCAUCCUAACAAUAUGUCAGAUACUAAUAAAAGAGAGUUGUCCGAGAAGGAGAUGCAGAUGAAAACAAGGAGGGAGAUUAUGCUUCUUGGAACUCAGCUGGGUAAGAUGAAUAUUGCGGCCUGGGCUAGCAAAGAAGAGGAAGAUAAUAAUGCUUCUACUUCGCUAAAAAAUCUUGGACAUGAACAGCAGGCUAAAAGUUUGAUUGAGACACGUGCAGCUGCUUGGGAGGAGGCGGAGAAAGCCAAGUGUAUGGCCAGGUUCAAACAGGAGGAGAUCAAGAUACAUGCAUGGGAAAACCAUGAAAAAGCAAAGAAUGAAGCUGAGAUGAGAAAAAUUGAGGCAGAGGUGGAGAAAAUGAGUAGUCAAGCACAUGAUAAGCUUAUGAACAAGCUAGCUGCUGCAAGGCUUAAAGCUGAAGAGAAGAGGGCAGCAGCAGAGUCUAAGAGAAACCGCCAAGCUGCAAAAACCGAAAAGCAAGCAGAAUAUAUUCGCAGAACUGGUCGAAUACCUUCCUCAUUUACUUGCUGUGGUUGGUGGCGCUCUUAAUUUUUCAUAUCACCUUGACGCCGACGAGCAACUACUUUAAAUGCAUGUACUUAUUUAUUUUUCAUGUACUCAGUAUCCCAGUGUCCUGAUAUGUGUAGAAACUCAACCCACAACUUAAGAAAUAAAAAUUCUUUGCGCUUC